GCGGCGCGGACAAGAUGGCGGCGGCGGCCGGGUGCGGGGCGGCGGGCCGGGUGCUGUCCUACGCCUUACACCGCUGGAGCAGCUUCUCCUCCACCUACCUGCCCGAAAAUAUUCUAGUGGACAAGCCUAAUGAUCAGUCCUCAAGGUGGUCUUCAGAAAGCAACUACCCUCCCCAGUAUUUGAUACUGAAGCUUGAAAGACCUGCCAUAGUCCAAAGUAUCACAUUUGGCAAAUAUGAGAAAACUCACGUUUGUAAUUUAAAGAAGUUUAAAGUCUUCGGUGGGAUGAAUGAAGAAAAUAUGACAGACCUCUUAUCCAGUGGCUUAAAGAAUGAUUAUAACAAAGAAACAUUCACCUUGAAGCAUAAAAUUGAUGAACAGAUGUUCCCCUGUCGAUUCAUUAAGAUAGUUCCACUCUUAUCAUGGGGGCCUAGCUUCAAUUUUAGCAUCUGGUAUGUUGAGCUCAAUGGUAUUGAUGAUCCAGAUGUGGUCCAGCCCUGUCUCAACUGGUACAGCAAGUACCGUGAACAGGAAGCCAUUCGCCUUUGUCUAAAGCACUUUCGUCAGCACAACUACACCGAGGCUUUUGAAUCGCUGCAGAAGAAAACCAAGAUUGCAUUGGAGCACCCUAUGUUGACAGAUCUGCACGACAAACUAGUGCUGAAGGGAGACUUUGAUGCUUGUGAAGAACUGAUAGAAAAAGCAGUCAAUGAUGGCCUGUUCAAUCAGUACAUCAGUCAGCAAGAAUACAAGCCACGCUGGGGUCAGAUCAUCCCCAAAAGUACCAAAGGUGAUGGAGAAGACAGCAGACCAGGAAUGAGGGGCGGUCAUCAGAUGGUCAUUGAUGUUCAGACAGAGACUGUUUAUUUGUUCGGGGGCUGGGAUGGGACUCAGGACCUGGCUGACUUCUGGGCAUACAGCGUGAAGGAAAACCAAUGGACUUGUAUCUCUAGAGAUACUGAAAAGGAGAAUGGUCCCAGUGCCAGAUCUUGUCACAAGAUGUGCAUCGAUAUUCAGCGAAGGCAGAUAUACACACUGGGACGUUACCUGGAUUCCUCUGUGAGGAACAGUAAAUCUCUGAAAAGUGACUUCUACCGCUAUGACAUCGAUACGAACAUUUGGAUGUUACUUAGCGAAGACACGGCAGCAGAUGGAGGACCCAAACUCGUGUUUGAUCAUCAGAUGUGUAUGGAUUCUGAAAAACACAUGAUCUACACAUUUGGUGGUCGAAUUUUGACGUGUAAUGGGAGCGUAGACGACAGCAGAGCAAGCGAACCCCAGUUCAGUGGAUUGUUUGCUUUUGACUGUCAGUGUCAGACAUGGAAACUUCUCAGAGAGGAUUCUUGUAAUGCUGGCCCGGAGGACAUCCAGUCCAGGAUAGGACACUGUAUGUUGUUCCAUUCGAAAAAUCGCUGUUUAUAUGUAUUUGGCGGCCAGAGAUCGAAGACUUACUUGAACGAUUUCUUCAGUUAUGAUGUAGACAGCGACCAUGUGGACAUCAUAUCAGAUGGCACUAAGAAGGACUCUGGGAUGGUUCCAAUGACGGGUUUUACUCAGCGAGCUACAAUUGAUCCAGAACUGAAUGAAAUCCAUGUAUUGUCUGGGCUCAGUAAGGACAAGGAGAAACGGGAAGAGAAUGUUAGGAACUCUUUCUGGAUUUAUGAUAUUGUGAGGAACAGUUGGUCUUGUGUUUAUAAGAAUGAUCAAGCAGCAAAAGAUAACCCAAGUAAAAGCCUCCAGGAAGAGGAGCCCUGCCCAAGAUUUGCCCAUCAGCUGGUAUACGAUGAGCUGCACAAGGUUCAUUAUUUGUUUGGCGGGAACCCUGGCAAGUCCUGCUCUCCAAAGAUGAGGUUAGAUGACUUCUGGUCUCUGAAGCUCUGUCGGCCUUCAAAGGAAUACCUGCUGAGACACUGCAAAUACCUCAUACGGAAACACAGGUUUGAAGAAAAGGCCCAAACUGACCCACUCAGCGCACUGAAAUAUCUACAGAACGACUUGUAUGUAACUGUGGAUCAUUCGGACCCUGAGGAAACAAAAGAGUUUCAGCUGCUUGCUUCAGCAUUGUUCAAAUCUGGCUCAGAUUUCACUACUCUUGGAUUUUCAGACGUUGACCAUACAUACGCGCAAAGAACUCAGCUCUUUGAUACACUAGUAAAUUUCUUUCCUGACAACAUGACGCCUCCUAAGGGCAACCUGGUAGACCUCAUCACACUGUAGCACAGCAAUCACUGGACACAUGGAAAAGGAAAAAACAUCCAUUUUCAGUAUUUUAAUUUUUUUACUGCAUUGAUUGACUGCUGGGCUGAAGUAAUAUAGUAACCCCUGGGUCUUUGAAAGGGGCUUUCUACUUGUUUCAGUGAAUCCCUGAGGUUUUCCCUUGUUGGAUUAGGCUAAUAAAAUGUAACUGAUCUACUUCCAACUAAAUAUAUUUAUUUUUUUUUCUGACUUUGACUUUCAAGAGUUAGCAAAUGAAAAGAGAAGAAGAAGAAAAAUCAGUCAUGCAGUCAUCCUCUUCGCUUGUAAAGGAAAACGUGGAAAUUUUACAGGCUCUUUGCAACUAACUACAGUUGGUUUCACUUUGGGUUUCUUGGCUCUUUUGCCCCUGCUUAUUGUAACUAGUCCCAACAUCUUGCUUUGCCCUACUAGCUUCAUUCUCCACAGUUGUGUAACUUGGCCGCAGGAUGCUGGUGUAUGUUAAGGUAAUGUCUGUCUUUCCUGACUUGCGUUUUGUAAUUGCAGUGUACCACGUGAAGAGGAAACAUAUGUUACAAUGUUGCCAUCCUUUUUUAUAGUUUGAGAAACCGAUUGACACUCGUGUGUAAUUUGGAUUUGAUAUAAAGCGUGAACAAAAAUAUUUAGUUGGUGCUGCUGUAAAAGCCUGGCUUCCAUUCUCCGAAGCCGCCUAUUUAGAGCUGGUAGUCAAGUCUGAACCUCAGAGAAACCUUUCGAGAGCGAGGGCAGGAGGUGCCUGCAGAAGCCUUUUUCAGGGGUAGUUUUAUGUCUGUAUCUCUCCUGUGAUGCGUUGAGGAGAAACUUUUGCAGGUUCCUUUUCGAGUUCUGCAGAAUCGGGUCUUCCAUAUCCUCUGUGCACAGGCUGAAAAUCUGCAGCCCUCUGUUUCGGGCACCCCGUUUUCUGAGGCAGAUGAUAUCUAGAUUUACAAACCUGUUAGCUCACUGCAUAGAUUUGUGAGUGUGUAACUCAGCGAGGCUUGUUCCAAACCGCUUGUCUUUGUCCUGUGUAGCACAUUCAACUUUUAAAUGCAUCUUCAACCUAUCAUUUAAAUGCAGGGGAAGAGAGCUUUUUUUUUUUUGAAACAAUUCCAUUAAAAAUAAGCUGAUACAUAUGUAUGGGAAGUUGGACUUUAUUUCCUCCCUUGCAGAAAACAUCCUUUAGGGCUAAAGAUUUGGUGCCACACAAGGUCAGUAGUGUGUGGUGAAGGACACAUGCGCCUAGCACUGGCAAAUACUAGAGUGCCAGCAAGCACGUAGAAUAAAUGGGGUGUUGAAAGUUAUAUGAAGACCGCACAGCUUCAUGUCUAAAGAGCCAAAACUUCAUAGGGCAGGAUACUUGCAUUCCCUACGGCUGACUACUGUUGAACUCACCAGAAGUCUUGUGUGUGUGCAAGAGAUGGAUUGGACUCUUUAAAUAAAAAGAAACAAUAAUGAAGUAUAUUUUUUU
Messenger RNA from Gavialis gangeticus (Gharial), 3678 nucleotides. RefSeq names its product muskelin 1 (gene MKLN1). Gene Ontology annotation, cellular component: cytoplasm. The record is from RefSeq and is a predicted model, not a curated record. NCBI's taxonomy places the organism in Eukaryota, Metazoa, Chordata, Crocodylia, Gavialidae. The coding region runs from base 15 to 2216 and encodes 733 amino acids. Gene Ontology annotation, molecular function: protein binding. The transcript has 19 exons.